Messenger RNA from Aspergillus uvarum CBS 121591, 1267 nucleotides. Its product is annotated as zinc-dependent alcohol dehydrogenase family protein. The record is from RefSeq and is a predicted model, not a curated record. The transcript has 2 exons. Bases 287 to 1156 code for a protein of 289 amino acids. Lineage: Eukaryota; Fungi; Ascomycota; Eurotiomycetes; Eurotiales; Aspergillaceae. Gene Ontology annotation, molecular function: oxidoreductase activity.
UCCAACAAUGGACCACCCCCCUAACGGGCCUGGCCAGCCUGCGCCAGACCACCGCCCCGCAACCCACGCCAGGCCCCAAUGAAGUCCUCGUCGAGAUCCAUGCGGUCUCGCUCAAUUACCGCGACAUUGAGGGUGAGCAUUCCUCCAAUUUUGGCUCCUUUAUAGCGUUAAUCUAGAGACAACACCGCCCCCUAACCAUGCCCCUCGACGAGCAGUAACGAAGGGCGAAUACAACCACCACAAAUCGGUCACCCAGGAGACGCCCGCGACGGUCCCCUGCUCAGAUAUGAGCGGCGUCGUCACGCAGGUCGGUCCAUCGGUCUCGCGCUGGCGCGUCGGCGACCGCGUCCUCUCGACUUUCCUGCCGGAUCACCUCACGGGCCAGGUCACGCCGCAGAUGCUCGCCAGGGGUAUGGGCCACCCGCUCCCCGGCGUGCUGGCGACGCACCGCGUCUUCCCCGAGCAGGCGCUGGUCAAGGCUCCGCAGUACAUGCGGGAUGCCGAGGGCGCCACGCUGCCGAUCGCCAGCGUCACGGCGUGGAUGAGUGUGCAGGGUCGCUUGCGGGCGGUGGUGGAGAAGGGGGAGGAUGUGAGCCGGAAGGUCGUGUUGGUGCAGGGGACGGGUGGGGUGGCGAUUGCGGGGUUGCAGAUUGCAAAGGCGUGGGGAGCUCGAGUUAUUGUGACCUCCUCGUCGGAUGCCAAGCUCGAACAAGCUAAAGCCCUCGGAGCGGAUUAUACGAUCAACUACCGGACCACGCCCGACUGGGAGGAGGAGGUCAAUCGCUUCACCGAGGGGAAUGGCGUGGACAUCAUCCUUGAGACCGGUGGCGCGAAGACGCUGCGCAAGAGCUUCGAGUGCAUCGCCUUUGGCGGGUUGAUCAACUGCAUCGGUUACGUCUCGGGGAAAAUGGAUGAGCCUGAGGAUCGCGUCAACGUCAACCUGUUGACGCUCCGGCGGAAUGUGACGCUGCAGGGGAUCAUCAAUGGGCCCCGGGAUGAGUUUGAGAGGAUGGUGGAGUUCUACGAGAAGCACCAGAUUCGACCGGUCGUGAACCGCGUGUUUGGGUUUGCGCAAGCCCGGGAGGCUUUCGAGUUUGUGGAGAGUGGUGCGCACUUUGGCAAGGUCGUGAUUGAUGUUGCCGGGGCGUCUCAAUGAGGGGUUGUAUAUAUGAUGGGGAUGAGGGUCGUGUAGGAUUGUGAGUUUAUACUAGCUUUGCAGGUUUACGGUUGCCUAAGGAGUGCGUGUAUGAGUAGGAUUAUCGACGGG